Molecule: messenger RNA, 3548 nt
Organism: Eriocheir sinensis (Chinese mitten crab)
Lineage: Eukaryota; Metazoa; Arthropoda; Malacostraca; Decapoda; Varunidae
Exons: 10
Coding region: 1-1167 (388 amino acids)
Source: RefSeq, a predicted model, not a curated record
AUGGAUCUUGAUGAGGUCAGUAACAGGUCAUGUCUUGCCUUACAGUGUUCCUGUGACCACGAGUACCACAAGAACAGCGCUGUGCUCCCUGUGGAAGGCUGUGACCUGCCCACCAUCACGGCCGGAGGUCACCAGGAGCAACACAGCACCAGGAGCCAAGAAUGGGAAGACUUUGAGUACGAGGAGGAAAACAGCCAAGAAGGGGACGACUAUGAGUGUUACGAGGAGGAAAACAGCCAAGAAGGGGACGACUUUGAGUAUUACGAGGAGGAAAACAGCCAAGAAGGGGAUGACUUUGAGUGUUACGAGGAGGAAAACAGCCAAGAAGGGGACGACUUUGAGUGUUACGAGCAGGAAAACAGCCAAGAAGGGGAUGACUUUGAGUAUUACGAGGAGGAAAACAGCCAAGAAGGGGACGGCUUUGAGUAUUACGAGGAGGAAAACAGCCAAGAAGGGGUCGACUAUGACAAUUACGAGGAGGAAAACAGCCAAGAAGGGGACGACUUUGAGUGUUACGAGGAGGAAAACAGCCAAGAAGGGGACGACUUUGAGUAUUACGAGGAGGAAAACAGCCAAGAAGGGGACGACUUUGAGUAUUACGAGGAGGAAAACAGCCAAGAAGGGGACGGCUUUGAGUAUUACGAGGAGGAAAACAGCCAAGAAGGGGACGGCUUUGAGUAUUACGAGGAGGAAAACAGCCAAGAAGGGGACGGCUUUGAGUAUUACGAGGAGGAAAACAGCCAAGAAGGGGAUGACUUUGAGUGUUACAAGGAGGAAAACAGCCAAGAAGGGGACGACUUUGAGUGUUACGAGGAGGAAAACAGCCAAGAAGGGGACGACUUUGAGUGUUACGAGGAGGAAAACAGCCAAGAAGGGGACGACUUUGAGUAUUACGAGGAGGAAAACAGCCAAGAAGGGGACGACUUUGAGUGUUACGAGGAGGAAAACAGCCAAGAAUGGGACGACUUUGAGUGUUACGAGGAGGAAAACAGCCAAGAAGGGGACGACUUUGAGUGUUACGAGGACGAGAGCAAGACCAGUGAGGCGGAGGGCUGUGACGGGGCGGACCACCCCAUGCCCGCCCAGCACUUCCAGCUCCCACUCAGAACAGGGAAAAAAAAUGUCCGGAGUGCAAGGAGGAGUUUUCCACGAAGAAGGCCGCCCUGAGCCACCGCUGCCACCAGACCAAAAGGAAGGAGCGUGAGAAAGUGACCUACUCCUGCAAGGGCUGCCUGCGUAGGUUCCUGCUGCGGAGGGAGUACUUGAAGCAUGCCGACGCCUGCUGCAAGAACACUCCCGUCGCCUGUAAUCUGUGCCUGGUGAGGAGAGGACACACUCACUUCUUUCUCACUCUGCUGUCACCCCUGUGGUAUGAAUGUGAUGUCUGUUAUCCAUGUCUGUAUCUGUGUCUAUAUCCAUGUCUGCCACAGUCUGCAGUGAUCCAGCUGAUACAGAAAGACCCCAAAAUCUACUUGGCUGUGGUACCUCUUUAGCAACUGGGUAGAGAGUUGUCUUCCCGUCUGGCUGGUCGUGGGUUCAGUCCCCAGCACCGGAGAGUUUAUUUCCCUCUUUCCAGGCUAGAUCAAUUGCUUGUGUUUCAAGUCACUGAGACAAUGUAUAAAUAAAUACAUUCAAGAAGCUUUCAGUACACAUCAGAUACGUGUAAUCCUGAGCUCAACCUGAGGCAUGGUGAUUCUAUACGGCUGAAAAGUGUAGCAGCAAUUUCUUCUGCACCCACAGCCGUGAUAUCUUUGAUGGACGCUUCUCUGCCUUUCCUCAUGUGUGUAACUUGUCACUGACAUGGAUGUGGACCUGAACAUUGACGUGGAUCACACACAAAUGGAUGCCCAGCUGAAUGUUGAACUCAUAGGUAGUGUAUUGUUCUCUCUUUUCCUCAGGUAAAGUUACCCAGUGCUGCUUACCUGCCUGGCCACCUGGCUGCCCUGAAGCCUCCUCUCAGCAAGGGCAGCACCUUGUGUGAGGCGUGUGGCUGAGGGAUCAGCAGAAAGGAGGCGCUCCAGCGGCACGAGGCGAGAGUCCACGGGAAGGCCCACGGCAGCCACCAGUGUGGCCGCACCUUUCCCCACACCUCCCCGCUGGCCAAGCACCUCAGGCCACACCAGGGAUGCACUUGUCCGGAAUGUUCCAAGGUGUUCAGUCACUGCCGAGUGGCCUAAGACUACCCACAUGCUGUCCAGAAGACCACCCAUCAACCCGGACUCUAGAAGGUCCAGUGAAUCAAGAAUGAGUUCAGGGGAGCAGCAUGAGCCAAGCAUAACUGGCGCCACUAUAAAAAAUUGCCUGCGCCAUGAGGGGCUUGGGACGACCACCUGGGCCCUGAAGAAAGCCUACCGGCGCUACAGCUGCAGAUCCAACCUCACGCUGCACCGCCGGGCCCACCACAUGCGCCUACCACUGCACCGCCUGCAACAAACAUUGGAAGUUCCACGCCAGCUACACCUACCACAUGAAGAAGUUCCACGGGAGCAGCGGUGUGGCGGGUGCCGGCCGGUGGUGUGCUCUGUGUCGGCACUCCCUGACCUGCCGCGUCCACCACACUCAGAGGUUGUGGCUCCCUGCUCAGCCCUGCCCUCCUCAGCAAGAAAGGGACUGACAGCCUUGUCCCGCUGUCAGAGAUGAGGAAGAUUCAAGUGUACCCACCUCCAAACACCUCCCACCAGGCGCCUCCUGUGGGGGAGAUCAUUGUGGAGGUGUUGGAGGACACGGAUGCAGAGUACCAGUACAUCAUCUUGGUAGAGGACGCUGCCGUGGCCCACUUCACCAUGACGGACACUGCUGCCAUAUGGAACACCUCAGGCCGCCAGUAGGCAGACAGUGACAUGGAACGGGUAUAAGAUGGCGAAAGGCACUAAUGUAUGGGAGAUGAUGAUCCAGGCCGAGAUGCCGCAGAAGUUGAGUUGUGUUGGGUGGGCGGGCAUCAACGAUGGACGUCUGGAAGGAGCUGAUCGUCCACACGGCAAGACUUCACACCUGGAGGAAGGCCAUCCAGGAUGAAGGUGGUCUGCAGGGUGGUCUGACGGCACAGCAGCACCAUCAACUAUCAACCCUGAGGAGAGAUGCGUCAUUAGCUGGCAGGGCUCGCGGCACGGACAGUGGACAGCCAGUGGGCAUGGCAAUCAAUUUUGAAGUGUUUCCUACAACUUGUAGCUGUGUCACCGAUGAGCCCAACACCCUGAAAACAUUUCUUGCUUUAAAAGAUGUAAAUGGUAAUGUCUCGAACAAUAUGGAGGAUGCAGUUAUUUGGGAUGGAGAAAAACUACAUGGAGCUCAUGAAGAGGUCACUAGUGAAGAGAAUGAAGUGCUAAGCUUGGAAGUUCUCAGUGCAACAGCAGAUGAAUUAAAUAAAGCUGUGCAAGGAAUGAGUGAAGGAAAAGCAGGAAGAGGAGAUGGCCUAGUUAAAGAUGCUAGUGAUUUCAUACCUAUUAAAUUUAGUAGAAGUUCUGCAUUGUAAGUAACACAUCAAACCAAUCACAUCAAUACACUUUACCAUUUGGUGCUGUAAAAUUAAAUAAACCUUAAAGACAGUA